AUGCGAGAUUGUCCUAUGUUUGGGCAACAAAAAGGUAAUAGGCCAACUGCUAGCUCAGCCGGUUCCACUCCUACAAUAAAGACCCCGACAAGGCCUACUACUUCUAGAGAUAAUGUUAGGCAAGGAAGAGUCUUUGAUCUUAUUCCGGAUGAUGUCCAAAAUUUAGAUGCUAUGAUUUUAGGUACGCUUUCCGUCAAUGGCCAACCUGCUCAUGUGCUACUUGAUUCAGGUUCCACUUAUUUUGUUGUUUUGAAAACCUUUGCUCCUAAUUUGAAUAGAUUUAUGGAACCCUUGAAUUAUGUGUUAUGCGUGUCUCUCCCAUCUGCGGAUUAUAUGUUAUGUGCUUCUAUGUAUCCUACAUGUGAGCUUUUACUUGGAGAUAUUUCAUUAUGUGCUAAUUUGAUGCCUCUUGAUAUGGUACACUUUGAUGUAAUUUUGGGAAUGGAUUGGUUAGCUAAGUAUCAUGCAACCAUUGACUAUGUGUGUAAACAAGUUAUUUUUCGUCCACCGGGUCAAGAUGAGUUUACUUUUGUGGGACAUGGGGUAAUGCCUCCACCUUAUUUGAUAUCGGCUAUGAAAGCUUGUAAACUAAUUCAUAAAGGUUGUAGAGGUUAUUUGUGUAGCAUUUUGCAUGCAGAGACAACUGAAGUGGGCGUUGAAAAUAUUCAGAUUAUUAGUGAGUUUUCGGAUGUAUUUCCCAAAGAAUUGCCAGGGGACUUGAUAGACCCUGAGAUUGAAUUUGUCAUUGAUAUUGUACCGGUCAUUCCAUUUGGGGUUACGAAUGCACCAGCAGCUUUUAUGGAUUUAAUGAAUCGGGUUUUCAAACCGUACUUGGAUGAAUUUGUGGUGGUAUUCAUUGAUGACAUUCUUAUUUAUUCGAAGAGUAGGGAGAAACAUGAAAAACACUUGAGAUUGAUUCUUCAAACACUCAGGGACAAGAAGUUAUAUAUAGAAGCUGUUGUGAAUUGGCCUGCUCCUACCAAUGUUACAGAAGUACGUAGUUUUAUGGGUUUAGUAGGUUACUACCAAAGAUUUGUUAAAGAUUUCACCAAGAUUGCGGUGUCGCUCACCCAAUUGACUCAAAAAGGUGUUCCAUUUGAGAGGACAGAACAGAGGGAGUUCGCUUUCGAAGAAUUAAAGACACAACUCACAAUAGCACCAAUCCUCGCUUUACCAUCAGGUACAGAAGGGUUUGUGAUCUAUAAUGAUGCUUCUCAUAAGGGUUUGGGGUGUGUGCUUAUGCAGAAUAGAAAAGUGAUUGCGUAUGCAUCUCGACAAUUGAAACCACAUGAAAAGAAUUACCUUACGCAUGAUUUGGAAUUAGCUGCUGUGGUGUUUGCAUUGAAGAUUUGGCGGCAUUAUCUUUAUGGAGCAAUAUGUGAAGUCUAUACCGACCACACGAGCCUCAAAUAUUUCUUUACUCAAAAGGAGCUUAAUAGGUGUCAAAGGCAGUGGUUGGAACUCAUCAAGGAUUAUGACUUGUAG
Molecule: messenger RNA, 1485 nt
Organism: Camellia sinensis
Lineage: Eukaryota; Viridiplantae; Streptophyta; Magnoliopsida; Ericales; Theaceae
Source: RefSeq, a predicted model, not a curated record